Molecule: messenger RNA, 2471 nt
Organism: Podospora bellae-mahoneyi
Lineage: Eukaryota; Fungi; Ascomycota; Sordariomycetes; Sordariales; Podosporaceae
Exons: 4
Coding region: 930-2183 (417 amino acids)
Source: RefSeq, a predicted model, not a curated record
GGAAAUGAACCCUUCAGUCUUAUCUUGAAUAUCUUUUCUUACAACUCAAGCCGGUUGAAGUCGAAGCAUCCAAGAUGGCCCGUUGCUAUCAUUAAAACUAAGUGGACCCUAGCUUUCGUUCCUGCAUCAGUGGCCGGUAUGACUGCGCAACAACCACCUCAAGAUCGGGUUAGGGUUAUGGAUUAGUGUCAACCUGCUGUGCCUCUUCACCAGGCAUCACAGUGUACAGCCAACAGCAAGGACUGGCGAAGACGCACGUCUUGUGCAUAUACCCCGCUUGACAGCCUCUAUAUCAGCUGCUCUACCCCAAGCACGAUGCUGCCGAUACUCUUUCCUCCUCGUCAUCUCAUUCUGAGUUUUCCCAGCAACAAUGGCUGAGGUGGCGAACAUUGUUACAGGCGUCUUUCAGUUGAUUCCUCUUUGCAACGGUAUGAAUUCUUUACCUGGAUAUAUCGGUGUAAUAGUCCGAUAGCUCUAACAAACAAUAGCCGGAUUCGUUUUGAUCAAAGAUGUUGUACAGCUAGAGCAGAAACUGAGCGAGCAACGGAUACGGAUUCAGAAUCAUCAAAACGUAUGAUACCUGCCGUCCUAACAUGGUCAGUAGAUAAAGUAUCUACUAACGAAUGUCUACAGAACUUCCGGUCAUGGUGUGAAAUAUGGGGGCCUUCCGAAACUCGAGAACGAAAGUUCAAACACUACGCCCAGGACAACCCAGUGAGCGCCAAAGCUGUGCUGCAUCAGCUGGCUCUCAACUCUCGCCUGUUCUUUGACAUCAAAGGCCUUGACCGAUACGGCUUCGAGAUCAAGAAGCUGAUACCCACGGACCACCGAAUUCAACACCUUGACGAUUUUCACUUUGAAACCAAUGCUGGCCUCGACCCGCAAAACAUCAACCGCUUCGAGGCCAAUGCAACACCAACUUAUUGGUGAUGAGAAGAAUCCAGUUCUCACUGGUAAGCGGUGGAAAGGGCGUCGAUGAACUGAUUGCAAGAUUCCGAGAGUUCAAUGAGGUUUUGUGGGGUUAUGGCCAGCCCUUGGAACUGGCCCGUCUAAACAAGGGCAUAUACGACAACCUCAAUCAGCUGACGGGAGAUCAACUGAAUAAAUUUCUCGCCGCCUACACGCGGGAGUCUGAGACCUCAAGAGACUCAGUGAGUGCUGGUAACUAUCGUUCGUUGGCAAAGAUGGUCAACUUGCGAGCCCAUGCCAUCCAGGGGGCUCCUGGAAGACCCCAUGUCUUUGGAGCCAGUUCGUUUCACAGGACAGACAACUACAGAGUAGACAGUCGCGGCACGUCCACAAUGGCGCUUCUUUACGAUUACCCAAAGAAAGGUGAUCACGGAGUUGCGCUCAUAGAAUGGGCGCAGAACGCACAGAUUUCAGGCAAAAGACGGGAGAUUGAGAAACUGGCACUUCUAUUAAAUGCUCCCAAGCCAGACGAGAUGUCUAUGCUUGACUCCUAUGGAAUAUUAGACGACCUACAGCGCACCAACCGGCUUGGUUUUGUCCUAAAACCGCCCAUCAAUAUCCGAACUAAUCUUCCCCAACCAUUGCCACCAGGAGCCAUCUCGGAACGACGGAUGCCCAUCAACUUGAGACAGCUCAUCAAAACCCGGGAUGGUCUGGACCUAGGCGUGAGGUUCGACAUUGCCAAGAAGCUUGUUGAUGCUGUCCACAUGAUGCAUGCCGUAGACUGGGCGCACAAGAACAUCCGACCCAACAACAUUUUGUUCUUCCCUCUGGGCAGUAUUGGCGACGAAUCCUCGACCCAAGCCGCCCACAGAGUCUUUGACCUUUCGAGUCCUUUCAUCGCUGGUUAUGGCAACGACGCAGCUUCUGGUAUCAACUUGAAACUCGACUACUACGAGCAUCCAGCAAGACGCAACGACCCUCAGAUAGCCUAUCGACGCCUCUAUGAUCUCUAUAGUCUGGGCUGUGUCUUGCCUGAAUUGGCGCUCUGGACAACGAUAGAGGAGCAAAUUGAGCACGAUCCCGGGAGCAGAGAAGCGUCUUACAAGGUCAUCCGAGCGCUUUCCCUUAAACCUACGUUGGAUAGGAUGGUGGGCAAGAUCUUUGCAGACGUCAUCCGCGACUGUAUCGCCCUGGGUGAGAAGAGUUCACUCGACAACCCUGCAAAGUUCGGCACGGAUAUGGCAUCCAGGUUGGCUCAAUGUGUUGCUUGAGGUCUUUAUACUUUGAUCAGGCGUGGCCUUUGUUCAUUCUCAAGGAUAAUACCUACAUCUCAAGUCAUCGCUUCCACAAUUCUUCCCUCGGGACACCCUAGUAACUUAAAAAGCCUACGUAUUACCUUUCAACGCCUGUCGGCUAUCCUUGGAGACCACGUACCUCAAGCAAUCACAAGUUCGAGGGAAAUGAUGUGAAAGUUUGACUUGCUUACCCUCCCUCCCCCUCCACACCCCAAACCAGACUUAAUAUCGCCAGCGUCGUUACAAAUUGCUCAUCUGACUGAA